UUUAUGCACUUUUAAACGUCAUUUUAGUUUUAAUAUUGAGUAGCGUGUCGAGAUCGUGAAAAUCUGGUUGUGCCAGUGCAAAAGAGAAUAAAAUACGUUGGCAACAGUUUGUUGACAUUAUCACCACGAAGAAGCUAUAAAAUUUAAUUGGUUGUUGUUGUUAUUGUGGGCUUGGGUGAAGAUAUUUUUUUUGUGGUUUUGAAAUGUGUUUUUGAAUAAAAUUCUAAUUGAUUUAUAUCAGACUCUGACGGUUGAAUAUUGCGUUGCAAACAUUUUGUUAUGAUCGGAUUUUCACUUAAUUAGUAAAAUCAAAUAACCGAAGAGUUUUUGAUUUUUGACAAAAAUCAUGAAACGGUUCAUUCCAUUGAUAGUGUCGCUGAUGGUUGCUAGCGCGUCUGCAGCGACCUGCUCCCGUUAUGAAUGGAAAUGUGCAGAUGGCCGUCAAUGCAUCAAAACCGACGAACUUUGCGACGGACAAACAAAUUGUGAUGACAAUUCCGAUGAGACGGCCCAAGCAUGCAUAGGCAUUCGUUGCCCAAGCUAUGCGUUCAGGUGUGCGUAUGGAGCGUGUGUGGACAGUGACAGCGAAUGUAAUGGAGUCAAAGAUUGUGCCGAUAAUUCGGAUGAGCUUUCACUGAAAUGUCCGGGAGUUUUGGAAAGUUAUGAUUUGAAAGGUGACUGCAAGGUCGGCAAUUUCAAAUGUAAAACAAGUGGCGAAUGCAUUCCGGAUGAUAAAGUGUGUGACGGUAGAGAGGACUGCACAGAUAGGAGUGAUGAAACGGUGGAACGUUGCUCAGCCUAUUAUUGUCCUUCGUACGGUUUUCGUUGCGGAUACGGAGGAUGCAUAGAUGGAGCUAGUAAAUGCGAUGGAACAGUUGAUUGUGCGGAUAAUUCCGAUGAAAGUUCGACUCUGUGUGGAUAUUCCACGUCUGUUCCCCCAACGAGUAGACCAACAAGCCGGCCCGCCACUACAGCUCGUCCGGCAGAUGAAGGAUUUUGCUCCAUUCCGGACGACCUUCCAAGCAAUGUACAAGCUUUUUACGAAGCUGAUCAAACGCAUGAACUCCCCAAAGGCUCGUCUGCUGCCCCAUUCAGCAACAUAGUUUAUAAAUGCAAAUCAAAGUACGUACUGCAAGGCAGUACCAACAACUUUUGCUUAAAUGGCCAGUGGAGCAAUAAUCACCCGGAGUGUCGAAAAUACUGUUCACCUUUGCCAUUGUCGGGGGUUACUAUCAAAGCGUCGUGUGAAAUUUUCGGCGAGACCAUUUCAUGUCAACAACAACAUCGGCCUCAGACUAUAGCCCGUAUAACCUGUGCAGUUGGCUAUCGCAAACCCGUUGAUCGAACUGUUAUUGAUGUGCUUCGUUGUGACGACGAAGGAGAAUGGGACUAUCAUGCAUUCCGGUGUGAACAGAUAUGUGGACUAGAAGCGCCAGAAGUGGUUCCAUAUAUUGUCGGUGGUGAAAGAGUAAACAUUACUAAAGUUCCAUGGCACACUGGAAUCUUCACAGAUAUUUCCAGCAGAUCGACUUUCAGUCAAAUCUGUGGCGGCACAAUAAUCAACGCAAAAUUGGUAAUCAGUGCAGCACAUUGCUUUUGGGACGCAAUGGAGAAUCGUCUCUACGAGGCAUCGAAUUUCAAAGUUGGCGCUGGAAAGUAUUAUCGUGAUUUCUAUGCCACUGAGCCGACGAAGCCACAACUGAUCGAUGUCGCUCAGAUUAUCGCUAAACAGGAAUACAAUGACUAUGCCGGUUAUUAUGCUCUCGACAUCGCCCUUCUGAUAUUGGUCGAUCACUUUGAAUUCAAUUCGUACAUCAAACCGAUAUGUUUGGAGACGAAUCUAAAUUUCAACGAAAAAUCUGUGCAGCCUGGCCUGGUUGGAAAAGUGGCCGGCUGGGGACUGGAAGAGUCGGGCGGAAAAAGUAGUCCUGAACUGAAAUACAUUGACCUGCCGGCAAUUGAAUACAAUGAAUGUAAACAGAAAUUGUCGGCUGAAUUACAAUUAUUUAUAACGGGCGAUAAAUUUUGCGCUGGCUACACUACAGGACAAGCGGUUUGUCGCGGUGAUAGUGGCGGAGGUCUCGUUUUCCCGAAGGAAGUCGGCAGCAGCACAGUGUACUUUUUAAGAGGAAUAGUCAGCACUGGCGGAAAUAAGGGAGGUAGUUGUGAUAAUGACAAAUACACAUUGUUUACGAAUGUUCAGUACCACAUCGAAAUGGUGCAGUACUAUGAGACUCAAAAUAGGCCGAAAUAAAUUAUUUAAACGAUCGAA
This is a messenger RNA of Bradysia coprophila, 2272 nucleotides long. RefSeq names its product modular serine protease-like. Gene Ontology annotation, molecular function: protein binding; serine-type endopeptidase activity. The record is from RefSeq and is a predicted model, not a curated record. Gene Ontology annotation, biological process: proteolysis. NCBI's taxonomy places the organism in Eukaryota, Metazoa, Arthropoda, Insecta, Diptera, Sciaridae.